GCCAAAACAAACGGGCCGGCCUAUUUAUUGGCGGCCGGCGAGCCGGGCAGCUCAGAGUCGAGGCGCCGAGGGGGACAGCGCGCCGCCACCAGCCAGGGCCCCGGGCCCCCGCCCCGCACCUGAGUCCUGCCGGCCCUGCGCCGCGCCGCGGCAGCCCAUGGCGCCCCCGCCUGGAGCCCCCCGGAGCCACCCGGACGCCUGAGUCCCCGCCGCGCUCCCGUCGACUCGCCCGCCCGCCAGCCCACCAGGCGCCCUCGCCCGCCGCUCGCUCGGGCUCCCCGGCCAUGUCUCCCGCCCGGCUCCGGCCCCGACUGCAGUUCUGCCUGCUCCUGCUGCUGCUGCUGGUGCCGGCGGCGCGGGGCUGCGGGCCGGGCCGGGUGGUGGGCAGCCGGCGGCGACCGCCGCGCAAGCUUGUGCCGCUCGCCUACAAGCAGUUCAGCCCCAACGUGCCCGAGAAGACCCUGGGCGCCAGCGGGCGCUAUGAAGGCAAGAUCGCGCGCAGCUCGGAGCGCUUCAAGGAGCUCACCCCCAACUACAAUCCCGACAUCAUCUUCAAGGAUGAGGAGAACACGGGCGCCGACCGCCUCAUGACCCAGCGCUGCAAGGACCGCCUGAACUCUCUGGCCAUCUCGGUGAUGAACCAGUGGCCUGGCGUGAAGCUGCGAGUGACUGAAGGCUGGGACGAGGACGGUCACCACUCGGAGGAGUCGCUGCACUAUGAGGGCCGCGCGGUGGACAUUACUACUUCAGACCGCGACCGCAAUAAGUACGGACUGCUGGCUCGCCUGGCCGUGGAGGCCGGCUUCGACUGGGUGUAUUACGAGUCCAAGGCCCACGUGCAUUGCUCCGUCAAGUCCGAGCACUCAGCUGCAGCCAAGACAGGAGGCUGCUUUCCUGCCGGAGCCCAGGUGCGCCUGGAGAGUGGGGCACGUGUGGCCUUGUCGGCCGUGAGGCCUGGAGACCGGGUGCUGGCCAUGGGGGAGGAUGGGAACCCCACCUUCAGCGACGUGCUCAUUUUCCUGGACCGUGAGCCAGACAGGUUGAGGGCCUUCCGGGUCAUCGAGACCCUGGACCCCCCGCGCCGCCUGGCACUCACGCCUGCCCACCUGCUCUUCACCUCCAACAAUCACACGGAACCAGCGGCCCACUUCCGGGCCACCUUUGCCAGCCAAGUGCAGCCUGGCCAGUACGUGCUGGUGGCUGGGGUGCCAGGCCUGCAGGCCGCCCGAGUGGCGGCUGUCUCCACACACGUGGCAGUGGGGGCCUACGCCCCACUAACCAGACACGGGACGCUGGUGGUGGAGGACGUGGUGGCUUCCUGCUUUGCGGCCGUGGCUGACCACCGUCUGGCUCAGUUGGCCUUUUGGCCCCUGCGACUGUUUCACAGCUCGGUGUGGGGCAGCUGGACCCCGGGAGAGGGCGUGCACUGGUACCCUCGGCUGCUCUACCGUCUGGGACGGCUCCUGCUGGAAGAGGGCAGUUUCCACUCACUGGGCAUGGCCGGGCCAGGGAGCUGAAAAGUCCCCUUGGCUGCCCUCCCGCAGCUUCCUUACUCAGUCCAAAGGCCUCCUUGCCAGCAGGGCACUAGCGCUGGACGGGACUUGAGUCGGGGGGCACUGGUUCCCACGAUCUCCUCUUUCACGGACACACACCAUUGCAACUUCAUUGCGCAAUGCCAGUGUCGACCACCCAUCCCACCUUGAUGCAGUGACAGAGUUGAAAGCCCAGCUGGUUGGUGGGGGUGGGAAGGGCUGGUCUAGCCUUCUACCCUAGAGACCUUGAGGCUGGCAGAGCGGGGCCAACCCAGCCAGCUAUCCCUUCGACUUUUCAUACCUGCCUCCCCCGCGGGGGAAGGCCCAUUCCAUCUGUCUUAGGUCCCUUGUAGGUGGGCUUGCCCCUCAGUUGAUGCUGCUAGAUUCCCUGGGAGCCAGCAGGGAGCUGGCUGGACUCGACGUCAGCUGCCCAGAACCGAGAAGGCCGUAGGGUAGGGCAGCCAGCCCGGCCAUCAUGAGGCAGGACCUUCCUUUCCGGACACACUCCUCGGGACGCCUCCAGAGACUGUUGCUAUCAGCAGGAGGAGUUCUAGGUUUCAGCCAAUGUGAUCACAGCGCCCAGGAACCUGGGGAGGGGGCUGGAU
This is a messenger RNA of Lontra canadensis (Northern American river otter), 2137 nucleotides long. RefSeq names its product Indian hedgehog signaling molecule (gene IHH). The transcript has 3 exons. The record is from RefSeq and is a predicted model, not a curated record. Gene Ontology annotation, biological process: multicellular organism development; cell fate specification; cell-cell signaling. Gene Ontology annotation, molecular function: patched binding; calcium ion binding. Bases 285 to 1517 code for a protein of 410 amino acids. Lineage: Eukaryota; Metazoa; Chordata; Mammalia; Carnivora; Mustelidae.